UAGCAUUUUUAUGAGCAUUGAUAGACAAGGUACGAGUACAAUAUUUCACCACCAAGCAAAGGUACCACUCAUUUGAGCAAAAGGUACAACUCCUUUUCUGCAUUUGGGAAAACACCUCCACGCCGUCAACCACCUUCCCUGACCGGAAUAUCGUCAAACAGUCAAAGCCACACUCUCUCUCUCUCUCUCUACAUUCUCUCUCUACACUUGGCACCACAAGAUGCUUCGGAACCUCCGCGCACGGCGGCGACCCCGCUACGGCCCCCACGUCUGUGCCCUGAUCGCCGCCCUCCUCCUCCUCCUCUCCGUCUCUCUCCUCCACAGCCGCCUCGGAUCCGAUCGAGACUCUCUUCCCCACUCUCGUCUCCACUCUUCCAACGAGAUCGUUUCUGAUCCCUUGCUCGACGACACCGAUCCCGAUCUCUCCUAUUCCACCACCAAGGUCUCCGAGGAUCGCAUCGACGAGAUCGACGACGUCCAGGACGACUUCUCCGAUAAGUCUAGGGCUUCCGACGAGGAAGAGAUUCUCGGUGCCAUCGAUUCUGAGGACGAAGAAGCCGAUCAGCCUAGGGUUUCUGGCUACUACUUUGAUCACGUCAAAGGCGUUAUUCGAAGAGCUUUUGAUAAGCGUUCGAUUGAUGAGUGGGAGGAUUACGAGAGCUUCGAUGCGAAUGUGGGGUCUGAGGAUCCGAGUAAGGUUGCGAUUGGUUCGGACGAUGUGCCUGUGGAUGAAAAUGUGAGGAGGAAGGUGGUUGAGGUGGAGGGGAUUGAGGAUGCGCUUUUGUUGAAGACUGGGUCUAGGGUUUCGCCUUUGAGGGAAGGUUGGGGGCCUUGGUUUGAUGCCAAGAGUGAUUUCUUGAGGAGGGAUAGGAUGUUCAAGUCCAAUUUGGAAAUUUUGAAUCCUCUAAACAAUCCGCUUUUGCAAGACCCUGAUGGGGUUGGAGUGACUGGGCUCACGAGAGGUGACAAGCUCGUGCAGAAGGGUUUGUUGAAUGAAUUCAAGAAAGUGCCAUUUCUUUUCAAAAAACCAUUAGCAAUCAAAGAAGGUUCGGCCCACGAUUUGAAAUUGAAAUCGGAAGUGGUAGCAAAUGGUGGAGAGGAUAUGAUCAAGAAGAGUAUUAGUGGUAGUGUUGAGGAAGAAAGGGGUGGAAUGAAGAGGGUGGAGAGACGAACUUUAGAUGACAAUGCUAGAAAUCUUUCCUAUUUGGGAAUUGGCGAUUCUAGUAAAAUUUUGAGUAAAACUACUACUGUUAAUUUAUCCUUGAGUAAUAGGAGUGAGGGAAUUCAACAGAAAACUGCAGAAAGUAUUGACAUGGUGGUUGAUUCGUCUACUAGUAAUUCAGUUCAAUCAGGUGGCUUUAAAAAUGUGCAAGGUAAUACUGGGAUUAAAUCCGAGGUGUCUGGUGAAGUAUAUGCUAAUGGCAAAAGAUGGGGUUACUUUCCUGGUCUGCAUCCUCGGUUAUCUUUUUCAAACUUCAUGGAAGCAUUCUUCAGGAAAGGGAAGUGUUCCAUGAGGGUUUUUAUGGUGUGGAACUCACCGCCAUGGAUGAUCAGCGUUAGGCUCCAACGAGGCCUAGAAAGUCUUCUCUCCUAUCACCAGGGCGCCUGUGUGGUGGUGUUUUCUGAGACAAUUGAGCUUAAUUUCUUCGAAGGAUUUGUGAAGGAUGGUUUCAAGGUAGCUGUUGCCAUGCCAAAUCUUGAUGAACUGUUGAAGGACACACCCACCCAUGUAUUUGCUUCCGUCUGGUUUGAAUGGAGAAAGACAAAUUUCUAUUCUACUCACUACAGUGAACUUGUGCGGCUUGCUGCUCUCAACAAAAGGAACCCCACCUCCGGGGUCCUUCUCGACGGACUUGGUGCAGGUACAACUGGGAAGACGAGGUUCAAUCAUCCUGUGGAGCAUCCGGACCCUGUCCGACCCAUUCCUCAUCUGACAAAACUGUAUUAUCAGAGUGUCGAUCCUUCGGGCAGAGGUGUUGACCCUUCAGACAGAAAAGCAAAGAAUGCAACAGGCAAGGUGUCUACCCUUUCCAAACUAAACUUCCAGAUUCAGCAACAUACAAGGGUCGACCCUUCUAGACUGGUGUCGACCCUUAAGGCCAACAACAAAAGGCAAGUGUCGACACCACCAAGAUUGGUGUCGACCCCUGAACAAGAUUUUAAAGUUCCCUAACAAUUUUUCAACGUAAACAAGUGUGAACGAACAAUCCCAAUAAGUUUAAAUCAAUUUGUACUCCUCCAAAACCAAGAUACAACAACACUAAAGAUUUCCAAAAUAAAAUAAAGGGUUCAAAUACACUUCCCAAAAGUUUUAAAAGCGUACAAGUGCUACAAAGCGUAUGUGGGAUUCGAUUAUUGAGAGAUUUAAGAAUUGGCUGGUUGGGUGGAACAGAGUAUCUUUCUAAGGGAGGUAUGCUUACACUGAUCAAGAGCACUCUUUCUAGUUUACUCACGUACUUUAUGUUUUUAUUUGCCAUUCCUACUUCAGUUGCUAAGAGGUUGGAGAAGUUACAGGGGACUUCCUGUAGGGUCGUUUUGAGUGAUGGAUUUAAUUACCAUUGCACGGUUUUUACUCCCAUCCGAGAGGGCGGGUUGGGGAUUUGAUGCCUUAGAUUCUUCAGUCAAGACUUUUUGGGGAAGUGGUUGUGGAGGCUUGUGGUUGAGCAGGACUAAUGUAUAUUGAACUUUUAGCUCAUACAUCUUAGACACCCUUUUCCCAAUUCAUUUACUGAUUGAGUAUUUUUCCUCAUUUUAUUCGCCCCAUUUUAAAGGAACAGUCAUGGUGUUAGCCAUUGGUGUAACAGAUUGAUUAGAAAAAUGAGAAUUAUAUGACAAAAGGCAGUUAUACAUCCUGCAGACUCUACUAAAGCAUGCAUAUGCUAUCAUUAUGGAAAUUUAUAGUUCUCUAUUUUCCAAUCACUGAACAAUUGAUAAAUCUUAUUGUUAUUCUUUGGUGUUUUUAUUGAUAUUGACAUAAAACACUGAUGGCUCUAGUUUUGCAUUGCAUCU
Camellia sinensis is the source of this 3009-nucleotide messenger RNA. Its product is annotated as alpha 1,4-glycosyltransferase family protein. Lineage: Eukaryota; Viridiplantae; Streptophyta; Magnoliopsida; Ericales; Theaceae. The record is from RefSeq and is a predicted model, not a curated record.